AUGUUUGUACAAGUGAUUUACAACUACGAGCCGUUCUACCAGGAAUAUCGUAACCAAGAAGAAGAUGGAACUUAUAUAACACAGGUAGGUGAAAAGACCACCAUUGAUAUAUCGUUCAUGGUAAAAAACAAUGCUGAAAGAGCCUAUGAAGCAACAUUAUUCAUCGAAUAUAAUGCCAAUGAAUUGGAUAUUCCAAUUUUAAAUAAAAAAGAUAGUCCUGUUAAUAUUGACGAUUUCAAGGAUAAUUUAGUUAUUAUAUCAAUUGGAAAUCCUAUGGAACCAAAUAAACAGUUAAAAUUUGAGCUUAGCUUUCGUAUAGCACGUGGACGUACGGAAGGUUUGGGUAAACCAUUGGAAUUUCGUGCUUUUGUUAAUAGUACCAGUGAUGAAAAAAAUUUGGAUGAUAAUUCAUGGAAAGCUAUCGUACGUGUAAUUAAACGAGCUGAAUUAGAACUUAGUGCUAUUUCUGAUCCGGCUAUUGUUAGAUAUGGUGGCGAAAUAAAAGGCGAAUCAGAGAUGGAAUUUGAUAUAGAUAUUGGGCCACUUGUUGUGCAUAAAUAUACUGUCACAAAUAAAGGACCUUGGUCAGUGUCAAAUGUCACCCUUCAGGUUGAUUGGCCUUAUCAGGUAGCAAGUGUUUUCACGACAGGUAAAUGGGCAUUAUAUCUUAUGGAAACACCAACAAUGCAACUAACUAAUACUGAUAACAGUAAAGAUAUCAAGCAGUGUACGAUGGUUUUAUCACAUGAACGGGUCAAUCCGUUGCAGUUGAAAUUUCUUCUGGAAACCGAAAAUGAGCUUUACUAUGAGGAAGAUGAUAAUGAUAAUGAUGAUGAUGAUGAUGAUAAUGAUAAUGAUGAUGAUGAUGACACACGUCACGAAAAUCUUGAAGAUGAAGAUCUGAAUCGAUUUAAGCGAACAGUUGAAGAAUAUCGUAGGGAGAAGAGACCAUCUCGAGAAUUGCGCAUAAAAUCAACAAAAAUUCGAGAGAAAUCAGGUGAAGAAGUUGAAAUUGUCAAAGUGAAUUGCGCUGAUAUGACAGCGAAAUGCUUCACUGUCACAUGUCAUUUCGAUUUUCUGGAUGUUGAUGCUGCUGCAGUAAUAGAUUUCCGAUCUCGAUUAUGGAAUGCCACUUUUGUUGAAGAUUAUUAUGAUAUAGCAUAUGUUGAAAUUUUAUCAUCUGGGCGCUUAAUUUUGGAUCAAGAGCAAGGUAUCGAAGAGAGAAAUACACAAAAUAAUUUUGCAUCAGCAUCAACUCAUGCAUAUCCGGAUCGACCAGCUAUACUGGAAACGGCACCAAUUCCAUGGUGGAUAAUCGCUCUAGCUGCUAUUCUAGGUCUACUAAUUUUAUUUAUCUUAAUACUCAUUUUCUGGAAAUGUGGAUUCUUCAAACGAAAUCGUCCACAUCAUCCAACAUUGUAUCAGGCGGAAUAUCAAUUCCGACGAGAGGAAACAAGUGAGGCAUAG
Molecule: messenger RNA, 1467 nt
Organism: Loa loa (African eye worm)
Lineage: Eukaryota; Metazoa; Nematoda; Chromadorea; Rhabditida; Onchocercidae
Exons: 8
Coding region: 1-1467 (488 amino acids)
Biological process (GO): integrin-mediated signaling pathway; cell-cell adhesion; cell-matrix adhesion
Cellular component (GO): integrin complex; external side of plasma membrane
Molecular function (GO): integrin binding
Source: RefSeq, a predicted model, not a curated record